Frankliniella occidentalis (western flower thrips) is the source of this 2835-nucleotide messenger RNA. RefSeq lists its product as uncharacterized. The transcript has a single exon. The record is from RefSeq and is a predicted model, not a curated record. Gene Ontology annotation, biological process: DNA replication. Gene Ontology annotation, molecular function: DNA binding; DNA-directed DNA polymerase activity; nucleotide binding. Lineage: Eukaryota; Metazoa; Arthropoda; Insecta; Thysanoptera; Thripidae. Bases 1 to 2835 code for a protein of 944 amino acids.
AUGGCUUUGGCUAUGGUGGGGCAAGGAUCAUCUGAUCCCAUUCCUACACCCCAAACUCACACAAUACUGGCGCGCUCCGUCACACCACCCACGGAGCCGCCACGUCCACCCACACCUCCAGCUGGUCCAUCGCGACCACGUUCACCCUCUCCGCAACCCCAGGCGGCCAAGCGAUCUCGGGAAGAGGAUGAGGAGGAACAGGAGGAAGGUCCUACCCUAGAAGUACUCCAAAGUCGGGAACGGGAGCUAAAACGCUUCAACACUAAGUUCCGCGAGGAGGUAGUGAUGGUCAGGGGCCUUGCCGAUACUCUUCCGUCGGAGGACCUGGUGGUCUCUCUCUUCGACACUAUGUUGCAAAGACAGAGACAGGCUGUCAACGCAAAAGACGAUGACAGGGUCAUCCUCGAAAUAGAGAGUGCUGAAAACAUUGAUAAUCCCUUGUGGUUCAGUAUGAGAAGGGUUGACCAACUCAAUGGACAGGUGGUCCUCGAUAAGCUAGGCCGUGUCCUAAAGUCUAAUCAGGCCUUUAUGGCAAACGGGCAGCUGAAAGUUAGCUUUAUUCAUGUCCCUACCCCCAAAGCCGGAGGUCAUCGGACAAGUCGUGUUCCGAACGAGUCCAUGGAUCAAUGGCUUGAACGAAUGGUUGAUAAAAGCACCAUUUUCUCGCCCGACAAUACCAGGGACUCCAUGUGCUUGGCAAGGAGUAUCUUUGUAGCAAAGUCCAGAGAGGGUAUGGCCUACACUACCUUUAACAGGCUUAAGAAACCCGUAUCGGGCGUACAGCUAAAAGGUGCCAAAACAUUGUGUGCCAGUGCUCACAUUGGGUACGACCAGGCUUGCGGUCUGGACGAUGUCAGGCGAAUGCAAGACAUAUUGCCUGAUUAUCGCCUCUGUGUCUUUACAGACAAACACGGCAAGGAGUGCGUGUUCAAGGGGCCUUACAGUGCUGGCCGUAAGAAUUUGUACCUUCUUCUACACAAAGAACACUUCUCCGCCAUAUUGUACCCUUGCCAGGCAUUUGAAACACACUUUCAGUGUGAAAAAUGUGUUGUUUUUUACAACCACAAGGACGACCACCGAUGUGAGGGCUCAUGUUGGCGCUGCUUUGCCGGCGUUGUACACGAUGACCCCACUGUCCCUCUAGUUCGAUGCCCUGACUGUCGCCAUCAGUUUUCAGGCGAUGCUUGCCUUCAGCAUCAUAAGGCAGUUAAGAUGCGGAAUUCUGACUUCACCAAGUGUGAAGUCUUUAGAUUCUGCCCAACAUGUGAAAAGAGCUACAACACUCUGAAGUCCGGGAAACAUGUCUGUGGCUUCGUUUACUGUAAAAAUUGCAGAGAGAAUGUAAAGGAGAACCACCUUUGUUACAUGACUAGCUGGCAGGAAAAAGACAAAAAGAAGGGUUGGAAGUAUGUUACGGUCUUCUAUGAUAUUGAGACCACUCAGUGCGACCCAGUAGACGGUAAAGAGGACACCUUUGAACACAGGCCAAACCUCCUUGUGUCACAAGCCGUAUGCGACAAUUGUGCCAAUGUGCCUGGCAAUGAGCACUUUUGCACUGUCUGCAAUACCCGGCAACAGGUAUUCCACAACCUGGAUGAUCCUGCGGCACAAGUUAUGGGGCAGUUCCUGGACUAUCUUCAGUCCUUUGGGCCAAAGGCCCACGUCCUGCUCGUGGCACACAAUGCAAAGGCAUUUGACGCCAUUUUUGUGCUCCAGGAGUUGGUGGCUCGCGGCCUCUCUCCCGACCUCACUCUUCAGGGGGCAAAAAUACUGUGCAUGAAAGUGGGGAACUGGAAGUUCAUAGACUCCCUGAUGUUUCUUCCAAUGCCACUUAGCUCUAUGCCCAAAUCAUUCGGGCUCAACGAGCUCAAGAAAGGGUACUGGCCCUUCUUGGCAAAUAAGCCAGAGUAUUACCAGUAUGAGGGACCUAUGCUCGAUAGGGACCUCUACUGUGUGUCCAGUAUGAAGUCGAAGGCAGCUGACGACUUCAAUGCCUGGUAUGAUACCCAGGUGUCUUCCAAUUACCUCUUCAACUUUAGGCGUGAGUUGAUCGAAUAUUGCAUAUCUGAUGUAACGAUCCUCCGUCAGUCAUGUCAGGCAUUCAGAAAACUGUUUCAGGAUGUUGCUGGGUUUGACCCAAUGCAGCACUGUAUCACCCUCAGCAGUGCAUGCAUGGCGGCCUUCCGCCGCAACUUCUUGACAGCCAACACAAUUGGCCUCGUACCUCCAGGAGGUUACCAUGGUAGAGGCAAGCAGAGUCACAUUGCCCUACAGUGGCUCGACUAUGAGUCUGCUAAGCUGGGUCAUAAAAUUAAAACCAUUCACACUGACCGCGAAGUGGCUGUCAUGGGAAGGCUUGUGGAUGGGUACGUCGAGCUACCUCUUCCUAAUGGAGGGGUGGAGCGGCGUAUCUACCAGUUCCACGGGUGCUACUGGCACGAGUGCCCUGAGCACUUUCCUGCCACUUCUGACUCAAAGGAGAGCAAAUAUGAGCGCACAGUUAGGCUCACGGCAAUGUUUCGCCGCAAUGGCUACACUGUCGUCGAGAAAUGGGAGUGUCAGUUCAAGAGGGAGCUUGAGUCUGACACAGAGGUCAAAGAGUACUUCAGAGAUAACCCGACCACUAGGGCCACUCCUCUCAAUCUCCGAGACGGCCUAGCUGGCGGCCGAACCAGUGCCCUGAAAUGGUUCUACCAAGCCAAACCAGGGGAGAAGAUCAAGUUGGUCGAUGUUAUUUGUGAGUACCCGAACGCAAAUCUUCGGGCAAUGUACCCGACAGGUCACCCUGUCAUCCAUCUAGAAGAUGAUCCCCAGAUGCCUGACCCUAGCCUGUAG